CGUCAAGUAUUUUGUUGAUGUAGAGAUCCCUAUUUAGAUUUACAACAACAUCUCUUUUAUAAAAUAAUGAUGUUUAAUUAGUUAGAUACAACAACAUGGAGUAUUUUCGAAGCGGCUUAAAAUCGGUACUCGGCAGUUCGACGCCUGGGAACCAGCCGACAGGAGCGGAGAUCGUGGAGAGACUGGUGAGCCGGGUGAGCACUUCGACUUUAUUAGAGGAUCGCCGGGACGCCUGCAGGGCCCUAAAGGCCUUAUCAAAGAAGUACAGACUAGAAGUAGGCGCCCAGGGCUUGGAUGUUUUAAAGCAAGUUUUAGAGCUGGAUCGAAGCGAUUGCGAAAUCAUAGGGUACUGUUUAGAUACGCUGUGUAAUAUAACGUCUAAAGAAACGUUCGAAGAAGAAAAUGAGAAUAACAUAAACAUGAACGUAAACGUAGGCGAGCAAUUUACGGAAAUGUUUCUGAAAAAUACCGAUAAUGUGACUUUAAUCCUUAGUUUUUUGGAAGAGUACGAUUUUCGCGUUCGAUGGCCGGCCGUGAGAUUAAUGACGUCUUUGGUGUCCUCGAAACCGAAAGAUGUGCAAGAUAUAAUACUAGUCAGCCCGAUGGGCGUCUCCAAGUUAAUGGAUUUGCUAUUAGAAAAUCGCGAAGUCAUUAGAAAUGACGCCGUACUGUUACUAACCAAUUUAACCAAAUCGAACGCUAACAUGCAAAAGAUAGUAGCGUUCGAGAACGCCUUCGACAGAUUAUUCGACAUAAUCAAAGACGAGGGUCGGACCGACGGAGGAAUCGUCGUCGAAGACUGCCUGCUGCUCAUGCUGAACCUGUUAAAAAACAACAACAGCAACAUCAACUUUUUCCACGAAGGCGCCUACCUGCAGAAAAUCCCGCCCAUGUUCGAACUGCCCUCGAAUUUGGAGGAAAUCGGCUGGAGUCCGCAGAAAAUCUCGAAUUUUUUGUGCGUUUUGCAAUUGAUUCGCACCGUAGUGUCGCCCAACAACUCCGCACAAAUCAUCACGGCUUGCCAAAAAACUAUACGAAAUACGAACUUAUUAGAAGCCUUGAGUAAUAUUUUAAUGGCCAGCGGCGUGCCCGCUGAUAUUCUGACAGAAACUAUUAACGCAGUCGGUGAGGUGAUAAGAGGAAACCUAACAAAUCAAGAAUACUUCGCCAACGUUUUAGCCCCCUCGAAUCCCCCCAGACCAGCCAUCGUGGUACUACUAAUGUCGAUGGUGAACGAGAAACAACCCUUUCCUCUACGAUGCGCCGUUCUCUACUGCUUCGAGUGCUUCCUAUUCAAAAACGAAAUAGGCCAGGAGCUGGUGGUGCAAACCCUGUUGCCCAGCAAUUCGGGCAUGUCGAAUUUAAGCAUGGGCCAAAUAUUGUGCAGCGGCCUGUUCAGCAACGACCACUUGAGCAUCUGGUUUUCGGCGGUGGCCUUGUCCCACUGUUUGAUCGAAAAUCCAGCCCAAAAGGAGCAGCUACUGAGAGUAUUGCUGGCGACCAGCUUGGGCGCGCAGCCCAUCAGUUUGCUGCAACAAAGCGCCGUAUUUUUGCAACACACGAGCAAGCUUCAAGCGAAAUUGGGCAUUAUGAUGCUGCUAGCUCAGUGGAUGUCGUACUCACCGGAAGCUGUUAGGGUAUUUCUAAAUGUACCGGGUUCCAUGGCGUUUCUUACGGCUCAAACAUCCGCUAGCGAAUUCGACAACAACGAAGAAUUAUUACAAGGGUUGUGCGCAUUUCUGAUGGGUUUGUGCGUGCUGUACAACGACAAUUCCAUUCAAAACUAUUCCAAAGAGAACCUCAGUCAGCUGAUAGAGAAGCGAGUAGGCAUCGAUACCUAUUGCAAAAAAUUGGUGGAAAUAUCCAGGCACGAAGUGUACGCCAAAGCCGCCAAGCAACCACAAAUUAAAGCCAAACAUUCCAGCGAGCUUCUAUUAGAGUUCGAAUUCUGCAAACUUCUCAAGUCCCUAGAAGGCGUCAUUAUUCAAGCAUUGGGCGUCCAAAGGGAGCUUUCCAACGGAAUGUCGGAGUUGAGCUUAAACGAGCACGAAAACGCCCUACUUCUACAAUACAAGGAACUCAUCAGGGACCAAGACAAGAAGCUGCAAGACAUGCAAAAGUCUAUUAAUAAUUUGCAAAAAAUCAACCACACAUUAGAGGCACAAAUGAAGGAGCUACAAGACACCAACACCCAACUAACAGACCAAAACACUCUAUUAAAAGCCCAGCUAGCCGUGAAUCCCUCUGUAGUCACAAAUGGACCUAUCCAAGUGGACAGUCCGGUUCAACAUUCGAACGAAUCAGUUCUGUUGGAGAAAAUUAAAAUACUGGAGCAGGAAAAAUCGGAGGCGGAGAACGAGCUGAACAGGGUGAGGAAGGACCAGGACGAUUUGCUGGAACUCAUGACCGAUCAGGAUUCGAAGUUAAACAAUUUCAAACAGCGGUUAAGGGAAUUAGGCGAGACCAUUGAAGACGAUGAUUCGGAUGUUGAAAAUAAUUCUGAAGGUGCGGAGAAUGAAUCGUGAUUAUUAUUUAUGUAAUUGUAAUUAUGCGAAAUGUAUUAUCCUAACGUUUAUUUGGACUGUAGAGAAGGGAGUAUUUCAAAAGCCGGUGGUGCCAUGUGGUCCGAGAAUUUGUAAAAUACUAGGUUUGCAUUUGGUUUUAUAAAUUGUUACAAUUUGAUUUUAAACGAACGCUUGUAAUAUUUGUAAAUAAAAUAAGAG
This is a messenger RNA of Phyllotreta striolata, 2723 nucleotides long. The record is from the annotation of a GenBank genome assembly. Lineage: Eukaryota; Metazoa; Arthropoda; Insecta; Coleoptera; Chrysomelidae.